AUGGUUUUACGGGCCAUUGUGCUUCCCAAGCGGUGCGUUGGCGCGGCGGACUGUCGGGGCCAUUGUUGCGCCCGUUUAUAUACGGCGGGUCAGUCGGAUGCUGCGACCACAAAGCGGCAUCGCGGCCGGCCCUCGGAAGACAUGGGAAAGUCGAGCAAGGCUCAAGCCAAGGAGCCGGAGCUGGCCAUCAGCGAUGUACCACCCACGCAAAGCUCCCAGGGUGAGGGCUUGGGGAAGCUGUACGUGCCGCGGCUCAGAGGCCUGAAGAACCGGUCCUGUAGCGCUCUUUGCACCAGAAUCCUCUACGUCACUUUUGCAUUGAUAACCGCGGUGCAAAGCGUGGCGGUCAUAGCCGUGACGGUGACCGCCGCGCUGGCCACGAAGAUCUACAGCGACGACCUGUCCGGGCGGCUGGUGGCGAUGGUGGUGCUGGCGGUGACGGCGGCGGUCACCAUCUCCGUCGGCAUCUACGCGGCGAUCGGCGCUAUACGGAAGCAGAGGAAGCCGGUCCAUUCGGCUUCGAUGGUCCUGGCCGUGGUGGUCGUCAUCCAGGCCAUAAUCCUGGGUAUGGCGGUGCGGGUGACCGUGGACGACGAGGUGAAGCUGGGACGCUCUCUCUCGGAGUCCUUCAGGCUGUCCAGGGACGACAGCCCCCGCCACGUGAAGCUAUGGGCGAGGACUCAACACGAUCUCAGCUGCUGUGGCGUCUACUCCGCGGAGGACUACCGCAGCGCCAACCUGCCUCUGUACUUCGCGCCCAACGUGCCCAUAUCCUGCUGCGCGUCGUACGAUCCCGGGAGGUCCGAGCUGGUGCAGGAGAGGGAAAGAGAGAGCUGCAAAGCCCGCAAAGAGUACUACGACGUCGGCUGUCGGAAUCUGAUCAUAGACGUGUUUAAAGAUACCGCCAAGUCUGUCUUGGGGGUGUCGCUUCUAGCUGUCGUUUUGGAGAUACUCUGCAUAUUAAUUGGAAUAAUAUUAUCGAUACAAUCCAAACCAAAACCAGAGAUAGACUGUGAAAGGCAAGCGCCGGCCGUUGUAACGACGACAGAAAAGAAAACAAAAUCCAAAUCC
Molecule: messenger RNA, 1071 nt
Organism: Iphiclides podalirius (scarce swallowtail)
Lineage: Eukaryota; Metazoa; Arthropoda; Insecta; Lepidoptera; Papilionidae
Source: the annotation of a GenBank genome assembly